UCAAAAUUUGACGUUUCCAAAUCAGACGUGUGGUUGUUUUUUUUUCUUUUCUGUAGGUCUAUAAUUUCAAUUAGGAACGAGUGCUUGCAAAUUUUCCUUGGGAGGAUAAGUAACACAUCGACUGGGAUUAUAUAUUCCAAUAAAAAACUACGAAGUAACUAAAGAUGGCCUCGUUAAUAUUGCUGCGUAAUGGCCAAGUAGCAAAGCAACAGAGCAGCGCUGCAUUGAGUGUGCUUUUAGUGCGUCAUGCUUCCAACUCCUCCGAUGCGCCUCGUCCACUGAAAACCACCAAUGUUAGCGCCAUGCGUCGUGGUACCGGCGGCCGUAGCAGCUUCAAUGGCAUUGUUGCAACCAUUUUUGGUUGUACUGGUUUCGUUGGACGCUAUGUUUGCAAUAAGCUUGGCAAAACUGGCACGCAAAUGAUAAUGCCAUAUCGUGGUGAUUUCGGUGAGGCUAUACGUCUCAAGGUGUGCGGCGAUUUGGGUCAAGUGCUGUUCCAAUUCUAUGAUAUAAGAGACGAAAAAGCGAUACGCGAUGCUGUGAAGUACUCGAAUGUGGUGAUCAACUUGGUUGGACGUGAAUUCGAGACUAAAAACUUUAACUUCAAUGAUGUGCAUGUGGAAGGCGCACGCCGCAUUGCUAGAAUCAGCAAGGAAGCCGGUGUGGAACGUUUGAUUCACUUGUCUGCUUUGAAUGCUAGUCCCGAACCAAUGAGUUUUGUGCUUGAGGGUGGCAGCAACUUCUUGAAGAGUAAAUACUACGGUGAAUGCGCUGUACGCGAUGAAUUCCCUGAGGCAACCAUUAUUAGGCCUGCUGAUAUCUAUGGUUCGGAGGAUCGUUUCCUACGUUACUACGCACACAUUUGGCGUCGCCAGUUCCGUGCCAUGCCACUGUGGUUUGCCGGUGAACGUACCGUUAAACAACCCGUUUAUGUUUCAGAUGUUGCACAAGCUAUUGUGAAUUGCGCUAAGGACCCCGAUACUGCUGGUCAGGUUUAUCAAGCUGUUGGACCCAAACGUUACCAGUUGAGCGAAUUGGUUGACUGGUUCCAUCGCGUUAUGCGCAAAGAUGAGAAAUGGUGGGGCUACCGUCGUUACGACAUGCGUUGGGACCCAACCUUCCUCUGGAAAGCCAAAUUCACUGAGCUCAUCUGUCCUGGCCAACCUAUUGGCGAGCUACAUGUGGAACGUAUCGAACGCGAAUGCAUUACCGAUGUCGUACGCUCAGACAUACCAUGUUUGGAAGAUUUAGGUGUGCAAUUGACCUCCAUGGAAGAGCAAGUACCAUGGGAAUUGCGACCAUAUCGCGCAGCGCAAUAUUAUGAUGCCGAAUUGGGCGAAUGGGAGGAGCCAGCUCCACCAAAACCCAUAGAACAUCGGGAAGAAUUACGUAUGUUUGCAUAAAACUACGAUAAUGGCAACAACGCUAACAACAACAACAGCUACGCUUAUGAUAGACAACAUGGAAGUUGGUGGCGUUGGUGGCCAGUCAGCAAUUUGAAAAAGAAACAUUUACAUGUACGGGAGUUACUGUUUGUUGUACUUGUUGUGCGUUCUUUGUGGUAUGGCGUUACAUCUAGUGAAUUAUGGUCGAUUAUAAAUGAUUUUGGUGUAGAAGUUGAUAAUGAAACUUUAAACAACAAAUAAAAGAAUUUGGUUUGAAAUGACCGCUGUUAAAAAUCUGAAAA
This is a messenger RNA of Zeugodacus cucurbitae (melon fly), 1687 nucleotides long. It is a transcript of the gene ND-39, whose product is annotated as NADH dehydrogenase [ubiquinone] 1 alpha subcomplex subunit 9, mitochondrial. Gene Ontology annotation, cellular component: mitochondrion. The record is from RefSeq and is a predicted model, not a curated record. Gene Ontology annotation, molecular function: protein-containing complex binding. The coding region runs from base 165 to 1403 and encodes 412 amino acids. The transcript is spliced from 4 exons. Lineage: Eukaryota; Metazoa; Arthropoda; Insecta; Diptera; Tephritidae.